AGCACCACAUUUCCUUAAUGCCAGCAAAUAGUUAACCUUCGGAUUCAUUUUUAGCUCAGUGCAUUUUUUUUUUUUUCGUCGCCUCAUAGUAGUUACAGAAUUUUAUAGAAUUUCAGUCUACUUUGAAAAUGGUAAUAUUUAUCUGCUGCCUGCUCGGUGUUUACGCGCAGCUUUUACACAUUAUAAACCAUUGCGGAUGAGGGAACUGGACAAUUCUUUUCACAUUAUUUCAUUAGAAGACCAGCAGACAAAGCUCCAGUCUUACUUUCUGCAUCAGACCCUUUCACAGCUAAAAGCUCUAGGAGGACAUCAAGCACAUAUUCUAUUUUUUUCCCCCUAUCUAAAGACUUGAAAGUCAUUUUGGGUCAUGUCUGGAGAUGUUUGAUCUGUUAUCAUGUAAUAUAUUGCAUAUAUAGGAUGAUAAUGAUCCUUCCCUGCUCGCCUUGAUAUACUAAAGUACAGUAACAGAAGAUAAACAAACUGCUAAGAGCAGGGGAGAAGCUCCUACCACAUGCACAAACAAGCUAUUCAGUGAAAGGUUGACUUAACCAUGGAAGAGACUGGGAAAAAAUGGAAGAAACUUGAAAAGAACCUAAGUGAACCUUCUAAGAUAAAAGCCACUAAAGGCUUUUCAACAUAGCACUUGCAACCCAAUAACUAAUUGUUGGAAUAACAGAGAGGAAACAUUUCAGAAAGCUGAGCUACAUAAUAUGAAGACAAGAAUAUCAUUUUUCAGUCAGUGUGAGUUUCAUAUUCUUCUGAUAGAAGGUAAACAGCAAGUAAAUGAAAGCUUUCAGACCAUCACUAUUUCAGUGCGAAGGCCUUUUAUUUUAGAAUUGGAUCUAAUUUUCGCCAGGAAGGGUUCUAAGCAGAGUACAAAAAGGAGAGGAGAUAAUGAGCAUCCUUGCCUGGUACCGUUAGUGAUGUUGAAUGGCUUGGAAAGAAUCCCAUUGACUUUGACGCAGGCGGAAGGAAACAAUGGUGGUAAAGGAAGCAAAUGAUAUAAAAUCGCCAGUGCUAAACGUGCUUUAUUAAUGAAGAAAUAUUCAUUCAGAAACUGUUUGCCAGUCAUCCUAAACAAAUAAGAAGACAGAAGUAGCUUCCAUCAAUCAAUGCGCCGUGACAAAUCUGGUGGCUUUGUGCCUAGGUGAUCCCUGGUAGCACUGCACAUCUACUAACAUUACACACUACUAUUUUACUUUUCAUGUUAUUUGUUUCAAUUACUUCCUAAUCACCACUUGUAUGAAUAAAAUGGAAUCAUUAAACAGAAGUAAUGGGGGUCUAAUGACAGGAACACCAUACUGGAAUAAUGAUACCAUAUUGUUUAAACCGGUAUUCAAUAUGAUGAUCGCCCCAGUGACAUUAGUCAUGUCAGUGUUGGGAAUGAUUGGAAAUGGUAUUGUGAUCUGGUAUCUCUCAUUUAAGAUUAAGAAAACCAAUUCAUCCAUCUAUAUCUUUAACCUUGCUGUGGCUGAUGCAGCAUUUAUGCUAUUCAUGUUAGUUUUUAAUAUUUUUUCAUUGGUUUUUGCCCUUAUACCGCACUUGGAACCACAAUAUGAGGAUGAACGUGUUAUUAACUUGGUAGGGGUAAUAACUCUAGCUUGUUUCUUUGUCUACAACACUAGUCUGUGUCUUCUAGCAGCUAUAAGUAUAGAGAGAUGUCUAUCUGUUGUCUUUCCCAUAUGGUAUUACUGUAACAGACCUAGGCACACAUCCUCAAUCGUAUGUGCUCUUAUAUGGAUCACUUCUUGUACUCUUAGCGCACUCGAGUUUGCAUUUUGUUAUAGUAUUAUCUACAAUAGUAGAGGUAUACUUAAGGAGUCCAGUCAGGAAUGCAAAAUUAUCUUCAUUAUUAUUUGUAGUUUUAGUUUUGCAAUUUUUAUACCUUCCAUGACAGUUUCAAGUUUUAUUCUGCUUGUCAAAGUACAGACAAGUUCUCAUCAACGACAACCAAAGAAGUUAUAUGCGGUCAUCACACUUACAGUCUUUUUUUUCCUUGUGUUUGGAAUGCCCAUGAGAGUGUUAUUGCUUGCAUGGUACAAGCACCAUACCAUGCCAUCCUUCCCCAUCAUGGACCUUUUUUGUCUGUUUUGUGCGAUCAACAGUACCAUAAACCCAAUAGUUUAUUUCAUGGUAGGACGCCAUGGCCAAAAUGGAAAAAUUACACUCCUGUCAAUUCUUCAGGCAGUUUUUCGAGAUGAUUCGAAUCAGUUAAGAAGGGAACAAAGAAAGCCAACACAAGAGACCGUAACAUGACUAUUUCAUCUUAAGAUGGACUGAAUAUACUGUAAAAUGACAACAAAUUGUAUAAUUGUAUUUAAAAUUAAAUGUAUUAAUUGUUUUAAUUAAAAUCUAUAGUGCUAACAGUUCAGAUGACAAGGCUUUGUUCACAUCUGUGUUGGAUUCACAUUUCUGUUGCAGAUUUCAUUAAUCUUGAUGCACUAUUUUUCCCGUAAAAUGCUAGGCCCUCUGCCAGAAACCUGGCAGACCCAUUAUAGUCUGUGUGAUUUGUUUAGUUCUGUUUGUGCCAGUCAGGCACUGGAACUGGGGCUUCUGUUACUUUUAUUGUACUGCUACUAUAAUGGACCAGAGUAACAGAACCAAAAGUGCAGAUGUUCCAGUGAUCAGUUUUGGAAUAAAACUUUUUUGUUGGGGUGUAUUAGGAAUUGGCCAUAAUAUAUAAUAAAGUCUGAAAGUGGUAUUCCAGUUUCCUAUCCUCAGAAUAGGUCACCAAUUUCAGAUUGAUGGAGGUCCAACUUCGCUGUCGCAUUCAAGUAAAUGGGAUAAAUAGAUGUAAUUACACUGCACCAGCACUACAAUAUAGACAGCAAGCAGGUAAACAUUACAAAGAAAGCACCUCUUGCAGUAGUGUCACAGCCCCUCCAAACAACUGAUUGGCAGAGGUGCUGAGAGACAGACCUCCAACAGUCUGAUACUGAUGACCUAUCCUGAGAAUGCCAGAGUGACUGAUCAUAUACAGGCUUAACACAACAUAUAAUCAAUAUAAUCACAGAGCAAUCAUUAUUUAAAUUGAUAUAUAAAGAUAGACCCAUUGAUAAUGCACCAAAGGUCAUAACCGUAAUUAUUGUAUUACAAAUGUCACUGAUACAGUAGACAGAUACUUUUACAAAACAUAGAAUUGAAUGACCUUAUUGGGUUUGUCUCACUCACCAAAUGACAUUUAUCAUGUAGACAACGUUAACACAAGGCACUUACUCAUGUAUUGUGAUUGUCCAUAUUGCCUCCUUUGCUGACUUGAUUCAUUUUUCCAUCACUAGUGUUAAAAGAAUCAAAGUAAAAUGAAUUGAAUUCAAUCUGAAUUUCAGGGAAAAUUUGAUUUGUCACAAAUCAAAAAUUCCUUGUGGUUCAUAUUAACAGAUCGUUUUUUUUUUUUUUUUUUUCUAAAUUGGCUGCUACUGUACAUGUGUUACAAAGCCCGGGAGCGCAAGAUCACCCAUAAUGUCGGGCAGCCAGCCAAUCAGCUGAGCAUAGUGACAGACAUGCCAAGGGAUAGGGACAGUGGUUAACAAAUCUUUUAGUUGUACAAUAGGAUAGGAACAGUGCAGGGACACUGUAGGGAGAUCAUAUGGAGACAGUUUACACAGUGUAGGAGAGCAUAGGCAGACUGCAGUGACAGUGCAGGCACAGUGUAAUCGCCCUGUGCAUGUUGUUCAUCUGCUGUGCCAUUAAACUUAAUCUGUUCAACAGGCGGUCUAAUAUAUAGGCGCAUUUACCUAGUUCAUCUGCAGUGCCUUUAAUAAUUAAUCUGUUCAGUUAUACAUAUAUGUAGUGUGUAUCAGACUAAUUGUCAACAGGCAGUCCAAUAUAUAGGUGCAUUUACCUAGUUCAUCUGCUGCGCCAUUCAUAAAGAAUCUUUUCUGUUAUACAUAGACUUACUGUGCAUCAGACUCAUUGCCAACAGGAGGUCUAAUAUAUAGGCGCAUUUACCUAGUUUAUCUGCUGCGCCAUUCAUUCUUAAUAUGUUCUGUUAUAAAAUAGACUUACUGUGCAUCAGACUCAUUGUCAACAGGCAGUCUAAUAUAUAGGCAAAUUUAUCUAGUUCAUCUGCUGUGCCUUAAAUAAUUAAUCUCUUCAGUUAUACAUAGAUUUACUGUGCAUCAGACUUAGUCUCAAUAGACGGUCAAAUAUAUAGGCGUGUUUAACUAGUUUAUCUGCUGUGCCAUUAAACUUAAUCUGUUCUGUUAUACAUAGGCUUACUGUGCAUCAGACUCAUUGUCAACAGGCGGUCUCGUAUAUAGGUGAAUUUACCUAGUUCAUCUGCUGUAUCUUUAAUAAUUAAUCUGUUCAGUUAUACAUAGACUUAGUGUGCCUCAGACUCAUUGUCAACAGGCGGUUUAAUAUAUAGGGCCAUUUUUCUAGUUCAUCUCCUUCGCCAUUCAUACUUAAUCUUAUACAUUGCUGACAGCAUUGGCAAAAAUGUUGUUCUAGCCAACACAAGUAUCAACCGAAGAAGGGGUGGUGGUAGCAGCAGCUGCAGCAACAGGCCAGAGCUGCCACUGUCAUCCUCUGGUCUUGUUUUGACUAACAAUCCAGCUGUACUGGAAUGUUUGACAUCUCAGAUGACAACAGAUACACACAGCCAGGAAUUGGCCCAGGAACAACCUCUUUGCACUCACCUGUCAUGCAAUUGCUUCUUUCUUUUGCUGCCCCUUCUUUUCGGGAAGUAAUGCAUGUUGCCGGCUCUGCUCCACUUUUCAAUGAGAACAGUCAGCAGCUACAGGCCAGCACAGACUUGGAAAAUAUUUUCGCUGCAUCCUCCCUUAGGUGUACAAAUAUCGAUGAUGACAGUCGGGCGGGAGAACGUGUUGCGAGUGGUCAGGGACGUGGCCAUGAGACUGGUGAGGGUGACAUAAGUGACGAACAGACAGUAGUGGAUGAUGAUAAAGCAGAUCGCACGUGGGAGCUGGGUGAAGAGAGGGCAUCAUCAUCAGGGUGUGUGUGGCAGCAGGCCCGUGAGUAAGCUGCAGGGUGGCAGUGUACCGAUGAAGCUGGAGCCAAACGCACCCAUGGUAGACAGUCUGCUAAUCAGGAGCCUACCUGUGCAACUAGUUGUGCACAAGUUCAUAAAGAGAGCAGCAGGCAGUCAACACGGAGUAGUGGAGGUAAAGUGCCAUACUCGGCAGUGUGGGAAUUUUUUAUCAAGUCGCUGGAGGAUGUAAACGUGACAGUAUGCAGGAUAUGUGGGCAGAAGGUGAAGCACAGUCAGGGUGCUAAUGUUGGCACUAAAGAUGAGCGAAUCGAAGUUGACAAAGUGGAAUUCGAUCCAAAUGUCAGGAAAAAUUUGAUUUGUCCCAAAGUCGAAUUUCCUUCCACUUCAUGGUAACGAAUCAUAUUUGUUCUAAAAUGACUACUGCAUGUGUUAAAAUGAGGAAGCAAGAUGCCUGGGAACGAGGGAUCACCCACAAUGCCAUGCAUGCAGCCAGCCAGCCAAUCAACAGCUAGCCAGACCUUGUGAUGUCACAGCCCUAUAAAAAGUCUCAGCCUACUUGGUCUGAGCCCUUUUUCACUGACCUUAGUGCAGGGAGAGACGUGACAGGCACUAGAGACAGUGUUUAGGAAACAAUUUAUUCAUAAAAAAUAACUAUUGAGCAGUUGACGGAAAGAUAUUUAUAGUUUAGGGAAAGGAUAGGGAGGCAUUAUCCACACUGUAAGGCCUCCUGCACACGAACGUGUGCACCCCGUGGCCGCGCUGUAGCCCGCAAUUAGCGUGAAAACUGCGACCGUGGGGCAGCUGCAGCGGAUCGUGGACCUAUUAACUUUAAUGGGUCCGCGAUCCGCCCGUACAACAAAAAGAGAGGACAUGUUCUAUCUUUUUGCGGAAUGAAAGUAUGGGACGACACCCCACGGAAGAACUUCGUAGUGCUUCCAUAGGGUUACGUUCCGUGCGUCCGUUCUGCACCAUUCUGCAUCUCUGGAUUUGCGGACCCAUUGACGUGAAUGGGUCCGCAUCCGUGAUGCGGAAUGCAUACGGAAUGGUGCCCGUGUAUUGUGGAUCCGCAAAUGCGGUCUGCAAUACGGCAACGAGACACCUACGGUCGUUUGCAGGAGGCCUAAGGAGAGAGCAGGGACCAACAGGAGAGUGUAAAGCCUGGCUAAUAGGAGCUAUUUCAUUACACCUUGCUGCACUUACUGUGGUUAUGUGCUCUAAUAC
This is a messenger RNA of Bufo gargarizans (Asiatic toad), 6172 nucleotides long. Its product is annotated as proto-oncogene Mas-like. Gene Ontology annotation, molecular function: G protein-coupled receptor activity. Bases 1243 to 2256 code for a protein of 337 amino acids. Lineage: Eukaryota; Metazoa; Chordata; Amphibia; Anura; Bufonidae. The record is from RefSeq and is a predicted model, not a curated record. Gene Ontology annotation, cellular component: membrane. Gene Ontology annotation, biological process: G protein-coupled receptor signaling pathway. The transcript has 6 exons.